AAGCCGGUGCUACAUAUCCAACUUGCUGCUGUUGAGACAAGUAAAUCAGGGUUAUUACUACCCCCCUUUAUUAUGGAUAUAAGACGCCCUCAAAUUCUCACCAGCACUCAAAUUCAAUCUUAACCCACUACUUCAUCAUUGCGAUCAACAUUAAACCUUGUUGCGUGCCUAUACUCUUAACCAUCAUGAAGUUCUACGCUAUACUCUCUAUAACUGGUGCCUUGCUUUCCGCCGCUACAAAUGCGCUUCCUACUCGUAUCGCUGAACGUCAACCCACCCGCCAAUUCGGAGGAUCGAGGCCUCCUCCCAAUUCACCCCAUCUGGCCCAUUACAAUGGUACCGGUAAUGGCGGCGACUAUGAAGACGAACCCGAAAACGAUACUGCGUCUUAUACUUUCACCUUCAGCAGUACCUCCACCUCGAGCACCCCCACUUCGACCUCUACAGCGAUGGAGUCAUCAUCGGAUCUCCCGCUUCCAGUCGAAACUCUGACACAGAUUCAGUCGAUCGUCGUUCCGAUUCCCACUGGAAGUAUCGCCCCAAGUUCGCCUUCAUAGUGGAAAGGCGAUGGGCUGCCGCAGUUGACUGGCGGAAGUAGGGAGAGGUUUUGCGUAUUCCGAGGCGUCAGUGAUAUUACAUUAAUGCGUACACAUUCAAAAACUGAGAGGCAUCGGUUAAUCCAAACAUCAUCAUUCGAACCCACUCUCAUGAGGUU
Molecule: messenger RNA, 715 nt
Organism: Lentinula edodes (shiitake mushroom)
Lineage: Eukaryota; Fungi; Basidiomycota; Agaricomycetes; Agaricales; Omphalotaceae
Exons: 2
Coding region: 186-557 (123 amino acids)
Source: RefSeq, a predicted model, not a curated record